AUUGGUGGCUUGAUUCUUUCUUUCUUUCUUUCUACAGCGGCCAGCCAGCCUGUUGUUGUCGCUUUAAAACAUCAACGAACCAGACACCAUCUCAGCCGUCCAUUUGGUCCCUAACUAUUAAUUAUAUUGAGGAAGGAAGGAAGGAAGGAAGGAAGGAGGAGAGUCUAUCGAUCCCAUCUAUAGAUUAGAGUCUACCCCGUCCCAAAUCCAAUUCGUAAUUUCUCUCUAUCUCUCCCGUUCCGACUCCAAAUCCAAAUCCAAUUCUGGAUCUGAGUUUAGGUUGCAGAAGAGAAAAUGGAGGAGGCGAAAUGGUGGGUUAUGGCCAUAGCAAUUUCCGUCGUCGUCAUCGUCGUCGUCGAGGGUCAGUCGUCUACUCCACCGCCUACUGUUAAGACUGUCAAGGGAGUGAAAGUAUGCGAUAGAGGUUGGGAAUGUAAGGGAUGGUCAAGUUUUUGCUGCAACGAGACCAUAUCAGAGUUUUUCCAGACAUACCAAUUUGAGAACCUCUUCUCCAAGAGGAAUUCCCCUGUGGCCCACGCCGCCGGAUUCUGGGACUACAAGUCUUUCAUCAUUGCCGCUGCAAUUUACGAGCCCAUGGGAUUCGGCACCACCGGCGGCAAGCACAUGGGGAUGAAUGAGGUAGCAGCCUUCCUCGCCCAUGUCGGCAGCAAGACUACUUGUGGUUAUGGAGUUGCUACAGGUGGACCACUUGCUUGGGGUCUAUGCUACAACAAAGAAAUGAGCCCUAGUCAGUCAUAUUGCGACGACUUCUACAAAUACGAAUAUCCUUGCGCACCUGGAGCUGACUACUAUGGCCGUGGAGCUUUGCCUAUUUACUGGAACUAUAACUAUGGAGCUAUUGGUGAUGCUCUUAAGGUUGAUUUAUUACAUCACCCUGAAUACCUCGAGAACAAUGCCACACUUGCUUUCCAGACUGCAAUUUGGAGGUGGAUGUCGCCAGUGAAGAAGUCACAGCCUUCAGCCCACGAUGUUUUUGUUGGGAACUGGAAACCAACUAAAAAUGAUACUUUGUCGAAAAGGGUUCCUGGUUUUGGGACAACCAUGAACAUUCUCUACGGGGAUAGCGUGUGCGGGCAGGGGGAUGUGGACUCCAUGAACAACAUCAUUUCCCACUACUUGUACUAUCUUGACUUGAUGGGUGUUGGUCGCGAGGAUGCAGGACCGCAUGAAGUGCUCAGCUGUGCUGAACAAAAAGCUUUUAAUCCCUCCUACGUCGCAUCUUCUUAAGCUAAGCUUCCCAACCCAACUAUUAUCAUAUAUAUGCACUAUAAAAACUGCUGCUUAUGCUUCUGCUGUUAUGCAAUUGGACCUGGUAAAUUGUGAAUUUCCCGCUUUGUUAUGGUUGUUGUUUUUGUAGGUGUUGGAAUUCAAUUUGGUAUUAGUCACAUAUGUUGAUGAUCCAAUCUUAUAUAAUAAUGCAAGCUUGUUGUAUUCUUUUGUACUGUAAUAAUACUCUUGAAGAUAUUUGCUAUAUAUGUGGAGUGAAUGAAUGAACAGACUAUUGUGAUUCUA
Molecule: messenger RNA, 1533 nt
Organism: Impatiens glandulifera
Lineage: Eukaryota; Viridiplantae; Streptophyta; Magnoliopsida; Ericales; Balsaminaceae
Product: chitinase-like protein 1
Exons: 3
Coding region: 295-1248 (317 amino acids)
Biological process (GO): chitin catabolic process; carbohydrate metabolic process; cell wall macromolecule catabolic process
Molecular function (GO): chitinase activity
Source: RefSeq, a predicted model, not a curated record